Annulohypoxylon maeteangense is the source of this 1865-nucleotide messenger RNA. RefSeq lists its product as uncharacterized. The record is from RefSeq and is a predicted model, not a curated record. Bases 304 to 1584 code for a protein of 426 amino acids. The transcript has a single exon. NCBI's taxonomy places the organism in Eukaryota, Fungi, Ascomycota, Sordariomycetes, Xylariales, Hypoxylaceae. Gene Ontology annotation, molecular function: protein binding.
GCCAAGUGCAGGUGCAGACGCUCAUCAUGAACAAGAAAGGGGCCGCACAGUAGGUAAGAGCCAUUUUUUAAAGGAAACCAAACUUUUACUCUACCGACUUAAUUUGGUGGACCCACGUUUCCACUUCCCUUUAACAACUUCAACGUCUCCAGCCAUUUACCUACACUAGUAGGCACCGGUACCUACUCCUUUCAAGGGAAUCCAACUCUCAAGAAAAUACGGGAAGGACGGGGCUCUAAUAAUACGGGAAUCAUACAUCGUAUAAGCAUAGGAAACGUCUAUGGAUUGAAUUUCCCUGCAGAUAUGUCGACCUCGAAGAAACUCGCGAUUCGACAAAAGCCUACUGGCUUACCCGGUCCGUGCCGGAUUCUAGACCUACCGCCGGAACUAGUCUUUGAGAUAUUAUCUUUCCUUGAUCCCCCUUAUGUCAUCUUGUUCUCGUUAACUUGCAAAGCCACCCGUCGCCUAAUCAGCAGUACACCUCAUGGGAAGUUCUGUCUCUCUUACGUCCAAAAGGGGUUGCGCGAUUGCAGACGUGAGCCCAUUGGUUCGGAGUCGACCUCUGACCCGAGAUAUAAAUUCUUGCAGCUGCUGGCAGAUGAUAACCUGCAUCGUUUUGUCUGUUUGCGUUGCGCAAAACUUCAUCAGAAUCUCACAGGAGAGAGCCGAAAUGCUCACCAUAACUCCGCCAUAAUUCGUGACCGACUUAUCUCACGUCCUAGGGGCGCCAUGACCUUUGGCCCUCUAUGGCCGAAAUAUGUCAUCACCUUCGACGAGGCUCGCGAGAUCCUAAAAGGCACUCUCAAUAAGCCAAGAAAUAAGUUGCCAAUUCCUCCUCUCGCAAUAUCGACCGACUGGAAGCUUGCUAGGCUCUGGUCAUCUUGCUAUAAUCCGGAAUUCAUACACGGAUAUGUCAAGCUAGACACCGAAGCAACUGUCGUGGACGGCUCCUUGUACUUUCACAAGGUUCAACGAAUAUUGCUCCAGCCCGAGAAGGUCAAGCCCUUCUUCAGCGCCUCAAAAUCGUGGCUCAUGGAAGAGUUAUUCAAAUCCUGCACUCACAGCGGCCAGUUCCGGUAUGCAUUCCAACCCUCCUUGAGCUCCUUUUCGUGGAAUAGUUUAGACAAAACGGGUGUUCAUAGGAUGAUCGCGGAGCUUAUCGCCAUGGCGCAUUGGAAAGUACUCCUCGCGGAGCCCUCGAGGCUCGAAGGUUGGGAUCUGGACAAACUCGAGCUUCAAUCGUAUUCGCUCACCGGCUGCUGUCAAUGCGUGACCGAUAACUCUAUCACCAUACACAGCCACGGCCGCGGCGGGGUUGAGAUAGUAGCCGACGUCUUCCAAAAUCUCGGCGACCUCACGAAAUCAUCUGACCGCAAAUGGGAAGCUUGCUGGCAUAACCGACUCGACGAGGUGUAUAGAUCUAUUCUGGUGAGACGGUCAGAUCACCCCAUAAUUGAUCCUUCCAUAUUCUUCACCCCUCCCGGUCGCAGCGCUAGAAAGCACCCGUCCGCCCCAAGCGUCAACGAUGUGUGGGAAUUGCAUGAGCACGAUCGUGAAGCGAGUCGGAAAUACAGUAAGCCUUGAUUUUUUUCGGUUAAAAUUUAUUUUGAACUCAGUCUCUGGAAUGGGUGGAGUUCAAAGAAGGCUUGAAUGUAUGUCGUUGUGGAGGGUUGGAAUUGAUUCUCAGGAGCAAGGGACGAGGUAUGACGAAUAGCAGGAAACGCUCCUAUGCUACACGGUAGGCGGGAGUCUUUGUGUAUAGGGGUACUUAGCGGUAAUCGCAGGGGGUGUCUACAGUUGAUGGGCGCAACCUAGAGCCCUGUACAAUAGCAACCUUUGACUCAAUGAGACGAAGAUUUCUAUUA